Lolium rigidum is the source of this 1578-nucleotide messenger RNA. Its product is annotated as cytochrome P450 72A397-like. Lineage: Eukaryota; Viridiplantae; Streptophyta; Magnoliopsida; Poales; Poaceae. Bases 1 to 1578 code for a protein of 525 amino acids. Gene Ontology annotation, molecular function: oxidoreductase activity, acting on paired donors, with incorporation or reduction of molecular oxygen; monooxygenase activity; heme binding. The transcript has 4 exons. The record is from RefSeq and is a predicted model, not a curated record.
AUGGUCCUUAGAGGAGCGUUGAUGAGUAGUCCAGCUUCACUGCCAUGGAGCUUCCUGGUAUACGGCACCCUGAGCUUUGUGCUUCUGUGGCUGCUAGAUCGGCUGUGGUGGCACCCGCGGCGGCUUGAGCGGGCCUUGCGCGCACAGGGGCUGCGCGGCACGUCGUACCGCUUCAUCAGGGGCGAUCUCAUCGACUAUGCACGGCGGACCAGGGAAGCAAGGUCAAGGUCAUUACCGUUGCGCUGCCACAACAUAGCCCCCCUCGUCGGGCCGCUCCUCCACGACAUUGUCCAGGAGCACGGCAAGACGUGUAUAUCUUGGUUUGGUGUGUUUCCCAAGGUGACCAUCAGCGACCCUGACUUGACCAAGGAAGUGCUGUCCAACAAGUUCGGCCACUUCGAGAAGCUCAAGUUUCCGGCGUUGUCCAGGCUGCUUGCUGGCGGCCUAGCAAUAUACGAGGGCGAGAAAUGGGUCAAGCAUAGGAGGAUCCUCAACCCCGCCUUCCAUCUCGAGAAGCUCAAGCUCAUGGUGCCAGCAAUUUCUACAUGCUGUGGAGAGCUUGUCAGUACAUGGACGCGAUCCCUUGGUUCAGAUGGUACUUUUGAGGUGGAUGUCUUCCCAGAGCUCCAACGACUCACUGGAGAUGUCAUUUCUCGCACGGCGUUUGGCAGUAAUUACCUUGAAGGCACCAGGAUAUUUCAGCUGCAAUCCGAGCAAGCUGAGCGCAUCCUAGCAACGCUUAAGAGGAAUACCAUUCCCGGUUACUUGUCCUUGCCCACAAAAAACAACAGAAAGAUGCAUCAAAUUAACAGCGAAAUUGAGUCCAUUUUACACGGUCUAAUUGAGAAAAGAAUGCAAGCUAUGCAAGAAGGAGAAAAUACCAAAGAUGACUUACUCGGCUUGAUGCUUGAGUCAAACAUGAGGACCUCAGAUGAGGAUGGCCAAUGGAUCUCAGGAAUGACCAUUAAAGAGGUCGUGGAGGAAUGCAAGUUGUUCUAUUUCGCAGGAACGGAAACAACAUCAAAAUUGCUCACAUGGACAAUGACCGUUCUAAGUAUGCAUCCGGAGUGGCAAGAUCAUGCAAGGGAGGAGGUCCUUGGCGUAUUUGGAAAGAGCAAUCUUGAGUACGAAGGCCUUAAUCGACUCAAAAGAGUGACCAUGGUUCUUUACGAGGUGCUCCGGUUGUACCCGCCUGCUGUCGGGCUCAUCAGGAAAACGUACAAGGAGAUAGAGAUUGGAGGUGUUACAUACCCCGCUGGUGUGCUCAUCGAGCUUCCCGUUAUAUUAAUGCACCAUGACCCAGAUAUAUGGGGAAGCGAUGUGCAUGAGUUCAAGCCAGAGAGGUUCGCCAAUGGGAUCUCCAAGGCUUCCAAGAAUCCUGGUGCAUUCCUACCAUUCGGUUGGGGGCCACGGAUCUGCAUUGGCCAACAGCUUGCCUUGAUUGAGGCCAAGAUGGCCUUGUGCAUGAUCCUUCAACACUUUGAGUUUGAGCUCGCACCAUCAUAUACUCAUGCACCAGAUAAUGGAAAUAUGAUGCGUCCGAUGCAUGGUGCACAAAUUAAGAUCGAGGCAACUUAG